Rhagoletis pomonella (apple maggot) is the source of this 539-nucleotide messenger RNA. Its product is annotated as serine--tRNA ligase, mitochondrial-like. Gene Ontology annotation, cellular component: mitochondrion. Lineage: Eukaryota; Metazoa; Arthropoda; Insecta; Diptera; Tephritidae. The record is from RefSeq and is a predicted model, not a curated record. Gene Ontology annotation, biological process: mitochondrial seryl-tRNA aminoacylation. The coding region runs from base 26 to 481 and encodes 151 amino acids. The transcript is spliced from 2 exons. Gene Ontology annotation, molecular function: tRNA binding; serine-tRNA ligase activity; ATP binding.
GGUUCAUCAAUUCAAUAAAGUGGAGAUGUUUGCAGUAUGUACAGAAAACCAAUCAGAACCUGUGCUGGAGAGUUUCAAGGAGACAGAAAUUUCUUUAUUUAAGCAGUUCAAUUUAAGUUUUAGAGUUCUUGACAUGCCUCCUACGGAGUUGGGUGCUUCAGCAUUCCAAAAAUAUGAUAUUGAGGCUUGGUUGCCAGGCAGACAAAUGUGGGGUGAAAUCUCAAGCUGUAGCAACUGCACUGACUAUCAAGCAAAACGUCUCAAUAUUAGAUAUCGAACGAUAAAUGGAGAGCUAAAGUACGCACACACAGUUAAUGGGACUGCAGCUGCUAUACCCCGGUUGCUUAUAGCCGUAAUUGAGUCUAACAAGAUUAAAAAUGGAUCCAUUUUUCUGCCUAAAGAGCUGAAGAAUUCUUUCAAAGCUGAUGUAUUACAACGAAACAAAGCGGUUCCAGCAAUAAAACUUAUCAAGCAUUUCUGAGUAUAGGUUUUAUUAAAAUCUAAUAAAGUGCAAAGUACGAAAGUAUGAGGGUUAAAAA